This is a messenger RNA of Zonotrichia albicollis (white-throated sparrow), 1132 nucleotides long. RefSeq names its product potassium calcium-activated channel subfamily M regulatory beta subunit 4 (gene KCNMB4). Gene Ontology annotation, biological process: detection of calcium ion; potassium ion transport. The record is from RefSeq and is a predicted model, not a curated record. Gene Ontology annotation, molecular function: calcium-activated potassium channel activity; potassium channel regulator activity. Gene Ontology annotation, cellular component: voltage-gated potassium channel complex; membrane. Lineage: Eukaryota; Metazoa; Chordata; Aves; Passeriformes; Passerellidae.
GCGGCGGCGGCUUUAGCCGAUGGCAGUGGCUGCUGCCCGGCGGCGGAUGCCAGCGGCGGCCGGGCGAUGGCGAGGAGCCGGGCGGCUUACGAGUACACGGAGGCGGAGGACAAGAGCAUGCGGCUGGGCUUCCUCCUCAUCGCCGCCGGCUUGCUCUCCCUCCUGGGUUUGGGCUGUUGCUGGCUUCGCCCGGCGCUGCAGGAGCGGGGCGGCGGCGGCUCCGCCAACUGCACGGUGCUGGCGGUGCGGCAGCUGGGGGAGCGCUUCGCCUGCACCUUCUCCUGCGGGGCGGCGUGCCGCGGCACCGCCCGCUACCCCUGCCUGCAGGUGCUGGUCCGCACCUCCCGCUCCUCCGCGCCCGCCCUGCUCCAUGAGGACGAGCGGCAGCUGCGCACCAACCCCAAGUGCUCAUACAUCCCUCCCUGUGCAAGAGAUGAUCAGGAGAACUCUGAGAACGUCACGUACAAGCAGAAAUACUGGAAGGAGAAAGUGGGAUCUCAACCAUUCACGUGCUACUUUAACCAGCACUUGAGGCCGGAUGACGUGAUGCUGAAGCGCACCCACGAUGAGACUGUUCUCUUGCACUGCUUCCUCUGGCCUGUGGUGACUUUGCUGGUCGGAGUCCUCAUCGUGGUCCUGACCAUCUGUGCCAAGAGCUUGGCUAUCAGGGCAGAGGCAAUAAAAAAGAGGAAGCAUUUGUGAGUGGUAAGGCUGCUUGUGGAAAAGAGAAACCUGCAAGAAGGUCUGAGGUGGGGCAGCCUGACACCCCUGCAGGUCUGUGGGGCACCCAGCUGCAUCUCCUGCCAGGGUCUGAUCUGUGGUGGAGUAGCUCUUGUCUCAGGACUGCUCUUGGGAGAUUGCCCCGUGAAAUGCCUGCUAAUUGCUUCUUCUGCUAUGGCACUAAAUAAGUAUAUCCUGCAAAAAAAAAAGAGAGAAAUCUACACUGCACCAAAUAUGCUGUGUGCUGUUAGUGCUGAAGAGCAGCUGCCCAGAAACUGAGACGGUUUAUGAAACUCCCUGGUGAUGUUGCUUUCAUCUCCACAAGGCGAUCUUUGCUAAUAUUUAAUAUGAAAUAUUUAAAAUAUUUACUUUAGAUAGAACAUAUUUCUAGAAUAAUAAAAUUUUAUUGUUU